UUUACAUACAAAACAAUCACACCAUUCGAAUCAUACAAACACACUGUCGAUAUCACAAAACAAUCAUGGAGUUAAGAAGCCUUAUUCUAAUGUUUCUGUCAGUGUCACAUUCUUUAGGGCUAUUCAUAUUAUUCACUUCAGUGAGCGCACAAAAUCAGGUUAAAGUGGAAGAACAAGACAGUCGUAGCACCGAUGUUAAAUUUAAAAAGAAACAGAAGUACACUCGUGUUUUCAACGAUGAGCAACUCUCAGUUUUCGAUGGAUCUUCUCCGGAUCAACCAAUUUAUUUGGCAAUUAAAGGAAUUGUGUUUGAUGUAACGUCAGGUAAAGAAUAUUAUGGCAAAGGGGCCGCCUACAAUGCUCUGGCUGGCAAAGAUUGCACAAGAGCAGUAGCUAAGAUGUCACUGGAUCCAAAUGAUCUCACCUCUGAUGUUGAUGGUCUCUCCAAAGAAGAGUUGGGUAAUCUUGACACCGUUCUCAAGGAGACAUAUAAAGCCAAAUAUCCAAUUAUUGGCCACAUGUUAUUUAAGAGAGUGGAUAUGAAUUCACCACCGCUCUACAGGGUUGAUCUCUAACAGCUCCGUCUGAUUACAAUUGCCUUAAUUUUGUACAGUUCAUUUUAAAACCGCAUUCAAUAAUACCUCAGACAGUUUCGCUCUUCCUAUUGGUGGAGAGCGCGUCACGUUGGUGUGUAUAAACCUUUGUUUAU
Asterias rubens (European starfish) is the source of this 709-nucleotide messenger RNA. RefSeq names its product neudesin-like. Gene Ontology annotation, cellular component: membrane; endomembrane system. NCBI's taxonomy places the organism in Eukaryota, Metazoa, Echinodermata, Asteroidea, Forcipulatida, Asteriidae. The record is from RefSeq and is a predicted model, not a curated record. The transcript has 4 exons. The coding region runs from base 66 to 575 and encodes 169 amino acids.